Molecule: messenger RNA, 888 nt
Organism: Gopherus evgoodei (Goodes thornscrub tortoise)
Lineage: Eukaryota; Metazoa; Chordata; Testudines; Testudinidae
Gene: PAFAH1B3
Product: platelet activating factor acetylhydrolase 1b catalytic subunit 3
Exons: 6
Coding region: 110-787 (225 amino acids)
Source: RefSeq, a predicted model, not a curated record
CCCAGGCUGCCCGCUGCUCCCGGACGCAGAGUGAACGUGCUGGCGGCUGCGGCGGCUCCGGAACCAUUCGCUCCCGUCCCCCGCCAGCCUCUUAGGAGCCUCCAGAGCGAUGAGCGACGGGGACAGGAACCCGGCCGCCGCCCCCAGGCCGCUGGCCGAUGUGCAGGGGGAUGGGCGCUGGCUGGCGCUGCACCAUCGCUUCAUCGCGGACAGCAAGGACAAGGAGCCUGAGGUCGUGUUCAUCGGGGACGCCCUGGUGCAGCUGCUCCAGCAGUUUGAGAUCUGGCGUGAGCUCUUCUCCCCGCUGCACGCGCUCAACUUCGGCCUGGGGGGCGAUGGGACUCAGCACGUGCUCUGGCGGCUGCAGCAGGGCGAGAUGCAGCACAUCUGGCCCAAGAUCGUGGUCGUCUGGGUGGGCACCAAUAACCACGGGCACACGGCCGAGCAGGUGGCCGGCGGCAUCGAGGCCAUUGUCCGGCUCCUGCAGGAGCAGCAGCCGCAGGCACGCGUGGUGGUGCUGGGCCUGCUGCCCCGCGGCCAGGGCCCCAACCCGCUGCGGGAGAGGAACCGGCGGGUGAACGAGCUGCUGCAGGCCCGGCUGCCGCGGCUGCCCAACGCCUGCUUCCUGGACGCCGACCCCGGCUUCGUGCACUCGGACGGCGCCAUCAGCCACCACGACAUGUACGACUACCUGCACCUCACCCGGCACGGCUACGCCCGCCUGUGCCCGCGGCUGCACGCGCUGCUGCUGCGCCUGCUGGGGGAGUGCCAGGGGGCCGGGCCCUGAGCCACCAUCUCCUACCCACCCACACCCCCGGCUCCCGGACAUGCGACUGCCCAGGGCCCCUUGCACCCGCAUGGGCAUUAAACACUGAUUUGCCAUCUGGA